AGUGCGCCCGCAAGCCCGCAAGUUCGCGCGACACAUAACCCACGCUCUCUCUCGUUAUAAUCGGCGGUGCGAGGCGCUUUUUUGACUAAUUGGGGGUGUGUGUGUGUGUUGUUUUUUUUUUUUACGUUUUUUUUUUCAACGGGCAAUGAGUGGGUCUUUUUGGGUGGUUUACGAGCUUUUUUCACAAAUUUAUUUUUAACUCUGGGAACCGUCUUGGGGGGUGCGGAACUUGAGAGGUGGAAGUUAUCUGUGUUGGUGGUUACAAGGUGCUUAUCGGCCGGCUCUGCGGAGGGGUUCGAACUGGAGAGAAUUAUUAUGGAGAUGGGAUCUGGAUUGGGAGAAGAUUGACGAAUGAUGCCCUAACGGAGAGCCGGCUGGUGCGUGGGUGUCGGGGUAAAGAGAGAGGACUCCGUCGUUGACAUCACCACGGCAAAGUUACUCGCGGGAUAUAUUUCGAGACAACGAUAAAAUCGAGACGAGGGAACGAGGGGCAGGUAGCCCUUUGGCGAGCUCGAAGGAUGCAGCUCCCAGGCGGGAGCACGAGCAGUUCGCAUAAGCGUUCAACAACGUGUCAAUCAUCGACACUCGACAUAAUAAACGACAGUAAACAAAAUAUAAAACGACAACAGGGAGUUUAUAAUCAAGCAGACUACCGAUGUGGUAGUUGUUGCAAUAGAAUUGGGAGUGAGAGUGGCAACGGUAACGGCACUGGUCCCAACAACGAUUCUAAACCACUUGAGAAUCGCAAACGCAUCACUAGAACGUAUCAGCGAUACCGAUAUAUCGUGUAUCGACAACAACUGACGAGCCAAAGGUGGAAAUUUUGGGAUAAGGAAUAGUGAAUGGAUAUUAUUUUUAUUGUUUUUAUUUUAAUAGUAUAAGUGAAGUACGUUGGAGAUUGAGGUUGUGGAUAAACAAGAGGAUAGCAACGAUUACGAGGGUUAAAGGGGGUGAAGUGAAGAGACAGGAGCGCAAGAAGAGAACCAAGAGAACGAGAAAAAAGUGGUGGUAGUGGGUCAGACAAGGUGGUUGCGGCGGCGGCGGCGGCGGUGGUGGUGGCCGAGGUGGAUAAUACAAUCGAUUAUAAAUAAUUAUCGCAAUUGGACCAAAACAAUAAACCUCGAUAACUUGUAAAAAAGUGAGAAUUGAAUGAAAAAAUAAAAAAAAAAAACGGGAGGAAGGAGGAAGUUGUGGGGAGAGGGUGUUUCCAUCGACAUCGAGAUUUAUCGGUGUUAAGGCAAGGAGAAGGAGCGGCAAAAUAGUAAGAAGGUGGGGAGAAGCCGCGCGCCGCACACAAGUAGGGGGGUAGGGUAGUGCGUCUGGGACUGGGAAGAAAUAACCCAGGAGUUGUUGUUAGAGGUAGUGGGGAUUAAGAGAGUGAGAGGGAGUUUGAGAAUAGUAAGCAUCAACUCGAGCCACGAGGCAAGCUGUUCGAGUGAAUAGGGGAGGGGUGACAAGGAGCCCUGGCGGGGAGGGGACGCGUAGGCCUUCGGGGGGCCGACCAAUCAGACGGCCGAUGAUGUCAUCGGAGGAGGAGACCGACUGUUUCGCCCUCUACGGAGCAACCGCGGAUAGUAAGCAACAGCAACUCCUGAAGAAACAGAAGCGCACCAGACAGCGCGUGGACGCUGGUGAGCCGCGCAACAGUUACUCUAGUAUACCGAACUUCAGUUCACGUCCAACAUUUCUUGGUAGUGGUAUUUACGGUGCUAUAUUCAGUGGUACAGGACCACCAACUGGUCAUCAGCAAUCGUCACAACAGGGACAAAAUUCAACGUCGCAGCAACAGCAGCAACAAUCACCAUCGCUCCAGCAACAGUCUGGAGGUGGAGGUAAUCAAGGUCACCUCGCAACAACGACGGGGCCGACCACACAGCACUCUGCCCACGCGGCAUUUGGCUUCUUCGGGCCACAGAGUUUCGGCCAGGCCAAGAUGCUUAACGAGCUCCUUGGUAGACAGGUCAAGCAGGCCAGUGACGCUGGCGGUUCACCACCAGAAGGUAGUCACGGUAUGACAGGUGCUGGUAUGGACCAGUCGACAAAUUUACAGCAGGGCAGUGUCGUUAAUUGUGACGAUCCUGCUGCUGCAGCUGAAUUAACCCAGCACAUGCUGCGGGAUAUACUGCAGGGAAGAAAAUUAUCAGGUCUCUCGGUACAAGAACAACCAAAUAAUAACAAUAGUAUACACAAUAAUAAUAACAAUACGACAACGGAAUUAUUGAAGUCACAGCAGCAUCAGCAGCAGAGCCCAACGCAAUUACAUCAGAAUAGUGAUAGUGCGCGGAGUAUAAGUGGGACAGUGCAGAGUGGAGGGGAGGAGAGUGUUGAUGGUAAUAACGUUAAUGCGAAUCAUAGUGAUCGGGAUACAGUGAUGCCAGGUGACGCUGAGGACAGUGCUGAGGAUGCAGCAUCGGCUGCGCGCGCCAUGGAAGAGGCAUUUGCCGAGGCUGGCAUGGAGCCUGGUGCUAAUUUAGAUGGUUCUGAUUGUGAACAGAGUUUACCACCGAGUCCGACGGCACAAAGACCGGGUUCGGUAACAGUUAAAGAGGAAUUGCAUGACUCGAUGAGCUUGAGGAGAAGUCGAUCAUCGAGUCACUCACCCUGCCCAAUUGUACCAAAGACGGAGACGAGCUCGCCAACGACUGAGAUUAAGCGCGCUCGUGUUGAAAAUAUCGUCAGUACAAUGAGGAGUAGUCCAGCACUACAGCCGGUUAAUGGUUGUAAAAAGCGUAAGCUUUAUCAUCCACAGCAGCAAACUGUUCAUCAUGUUAUACACCACAGUGUUAAUGAUCCAAUGCUGGAUGUUGAUGAGGAUGAUAGUGAUGAUGAGGAGGAUCCAGCGACGAUAAGGCUGAAGAGAGAGGAAAAGGACAACCUGAAAAGUCAAUUGAAGCAUUUGCACAAGCAGCUGGCGGAGAUACAGCAAAAGUAUCACGAGCUCUCGAGUCGUAUGGAUCCAGAGAGCAGUGAGAGCGUUGAAGCGCCAUCGAGUCCACAGAGAGAGGCACAACAACCGCCUCCGCGACCGCCAAGACCCCAUCCACCACCCUAUAACAGUCUCCCAUCACUGCCACCUGAUCAUCCACACGCAACAGCAGCAGCCAUGUAUCACAUGGGACAAAAACUCUACCUCGAACAGCAGCAAGCCGCUUUGGAGCGUAUGAAGCAGCAUCAGGAGGCAGCUGUUAGACAACAAGCGCAGCAUCAAGCGCAACAGCAGCAUCGUGAUAGAGAGCACUCGCGUGAUUUACAUCCACGACAACAAUCACCCCAACCAACGAGAGACGUACAGAAUCAGAGUCGAAGUAAUACGGGACCACUGACACCCCAAACACCCCAGAUGCAACAAUCUGUGACACCUCAUCACCACAAGGACUUCCCAGAAAGACUGAAUGUGUUUGGCCCCGGUGGAAACAUAACACCUUCAACGGGUACACACGUUACAGAAGCUGAUCUUGAAACUCUAGCCGAUAAAAUGAAAUCCGAGAUAGCCUUAACUCUUAGUAAUAUCAUUGACACUUGGAUCGCGGAGUGUAUGCAGCAGAGAAAGUUCGUUGGUAAACCAAUUGAGGCAGCGCAAGCAGCUGCUGAUCAAUUAAACAAAGAUUUACUCCUAGCAAGUCAACUAUUAGAGAGAAAAUCACCGAGGACUAAAGUGGUUGACAGGGGUGCACCUCAGUCAAACAGCGGCCCAAACGGGCAAAGGGGGCCCCUAAACGGUGGCCCCCCGCCUCCACAGUCAACUCCAUUUUCCCAGAUUGGCAGUCUCAGUGGUGGCCCACAUGGACCCCUCUCUGGCCCAACGGAAAAUAAUCUCAAUCAAAUAAAUCAAUUACCGCCUCACGCAAGGCCAAGUGUCGGUAUGUUUCAAGCACCAAAGCCACCAUCGAUAUACGCCAUGGCAUCGAUGCAACAGCAGCAACAGGCACAGCAGCGUGAACAACAGGCGCGUGAACAGCAGAGAGAGCAGUACUGCAAUAUGAGAAAUGAGGACAGAGAAGCGAGAGAGCUUGAGCAGAACGAGGCACUCUCGCUCGUCAUGACACCAAAGAAAAAACGUCAUAAGUUCUUCAAUUCCCAGGUGACCGAUACGAGGAUCACUCCACGUACGGUAUCAAGGAUUUUGGCACAAGAGGGUAAUGGUUCGCAGGGUGGUAGUGAUAGUCCACCACCCCCACCACCACCAAGACCCUAUCAUGGUCCACCUCCAAUGCUGCCUGUAUCGUUACCCACAAGCGUUGCGAUACCAAAUCCAAGUUUACACGAGAGCCAAGUAUUCUCACCCUACUCACCAUUCUUCAAUCCUCAUGCGGCUGAUCCUGGUCAAAUGCCACCAUCGCUUCAUCGCGCCGGUGCACCACGUCAUUUACCAGCAAGCCCACCCGGUGGUGGUGUUGAUCUUCGUGAUUCACCACCACUGCCUCAUCCACCAGCUAUGCUGCAUCCUGCACUACUCGCUGCUGCCCAACACGGUGCAAGUCCCGAUUACGGACACCUGAGAAUGGACAGCAAUGACAGGGGUAGUGACUGCAACUCUGGCGACAUCAGCUACGACGGAAUUCAGCCUACAUCGUCGACAUUGACGCCGAUGCAUCUGAGGAAGGCGAAGCUGAUGUUCUUCUGGGUGAGGUAUCCGUCCUCGGCCGUCCUAAAGAUGUACUUCCCGGACAUUAAAUUCAACAAGAACAACACUGCUCAGCUAGUCAAGUGGUUCUCCAACUUCAGGGAAUUCUAUUACAUUCAGAUGGAGAAAUACGCGAGACAGGCUGUCUCGGAAGGCGUUAAAAACGCUGAGGAUCUGAGGGUUGGCGGUGACUCGGAAAUAUAUCGAGUAUUAAACCUCCACUACAAUCGUAACAACCACAUUGAGGUAUGGGGUCCACAGGUACCCGGUAACUUCAGGUACGUGGUAGAACAAACGUUAAAGGAAUUUUUCAAAGCAAUCCAGGGUGGUAAAGACUCGGAACAGUCUUGGAAGAAAGCAAUUUACAAGGUGAUAUCGAGGCUCGAUGAUCCAGUACCUGAGUACUUCAAGAGCCCAAAUUUCCUGGAACAACUCGAGUGAAUCAGGCCAGCGCUGCGUUGCUCCGCGUGGUAGCCCGGUGAAUUAAAAAGAUACCUUAGACCUUACUAUUAAAUGAGGACAAAAGUCAUACCAAAAAGUAAUAAAACAAAAAAAGAAAUAAAAUUGAAACGAAAAAAAAAAUGUAUUCAUCGCGAUAUGGCGGAGUUUGCUACGGAAAGUGGCCAUUCGACGAUGGACUUAAUCCAGGUAUCCCUUCAGUAACAUAUCGUGAGAGAUGUAGGCGAAAAUUGAGAUAAAGCAUGAAAAUUUUGAUUAAUGCAUGAGAAAGAAAAUGCAUAAGGUCGAAGGAGGAUGAGGAUCGACGUACAUUAAUUUGAGAGUGAGCGAUUAUUUCCAAAUAUCGAUUACUAAGCUAUUUAUCAGGGAAUCUAAUAUAUUUGAAUCAUGUGCACGAAGUAGAUGUCCUUCGCGUGUCAAUCCAGAUAAAUCGAUCAAGGGAAUGAAUUCAUCACCUCGGUACUUUAUUUUAAUAUUAAUCCACUGAUAUAUCCUGUAAUGUUCCUUGAUACGUUUAUUGAUUAACCAGAGUCAAGUUUUGGUCCAAAGAAAUUCUGGAGUUCGAGCCUCGAGAUUGCCUCGUUGAUACUUUUUUUCAAAUUAAAAGAGACGAAAUAACCUGAUACGAGGAAAAAUAAAAUUCAAGGAGUCCGUCAUUGCUCAAUUCUCUAUAGAAUAAAUGACCGAUGAUUGAUCCCUUGAAUCGUCAUGUGAGAUGUUACGAACGACAUGAAACUGAUCGAUCUGUCGCUUAGUUCCAUGUCGUUUUGGUGGGGAUAAAUUGAAUUGAUAACCUGAAGUAAUGCAGGCAUCGAUUACCUAAAAAUUAAUUCUCAUCAAACUGGCUGUGCGUAUGAAGACUGGCGAUUCGGCCAAUCAACGAUGCAUCCUGGGGAUUUAAUUCGGACUCUAGAUAUUUAAGAUGUGUAAAUAGUAUUUUUAGAGAAUUAUAAGUUUUUAGUUAUGACAAAUAAAUUGAUAAACCGAGUGAAUGUAAAUUUUUAUUAGACGAAGAGAAUUCAAUCGUCCUGAACGAAUUAGUUGGAUGAUAGAGACUAGUCUGAGGGAAGAUUAAUUAAUAACAUCGCGAAGGCAUUAAUUGGGGACAACUAGGCGCGGGUUACAAUAGAUCAACAAUAUUGUCGAUGGAAUAUUCGAGAAAUUUUUGUAGAUUCAACACUCACAUUAGCACGAAACACAAUUCAUUGAAAACAUAACAUUGAAAUGUUGAAGACAUAAUGCGGAAUUUUAUCUUAUUUUCUGGGAAUGGAAAGCACUUCCCCUGAUUCUAUCAUACCCCGUGUUUUAUCCCUUUUUUUUUAGUCAAUGUUACACCCUGUAGAUAAAUGAACAGACCACUACAUUAUUCGAUUAAUGAGGUGAAAUAAACAGAGAAAAAUACGAGAGUUGUGAGGAGACACUGAAGCUGGGUGAGGGGUAUUUAAAUCCUCAUAAUUAAAUUAUACUUUUUACGAAUUAUUACAUUUGUGUUUAACAUAUCCUGUAGUAUGUUAUGGUAUAAUUAUUUUUCAUUAUAAAUAACGUAUUUUUAUGAUUAUUAUAACGUCAUGUGGAGUAUAAAUACUAUGAUUAAUAAUUAUGAUUAAUUAAUUAUUGCGUUUUUAUGAUUUCUUUUGAAUUAUCAUUUGAUUUAGAAUUGUCAAGUAUAGUCACUUAAGUUUCUGCAAUCUUUCCUCUCCACUUUAUGAAUAUGGGGUACCAUUCACCCGACACACUAUCACUUUCGCUAAUUAACGGUGAGUCUUAACCUAGUCACGAAUCACUAUUUAAUUGAUUGAUAACCAAUUAUUUUAUUUAUUAUUUCACCAAUAAAAUUGACAGUAAAAAUA
Molecule: messenger RNA, 6933 nt
Organism: Fopius arisanus
Lineage: Eukaryota; Metazoa; Arthropoda; Insecta; Hymenoptera; Braconidae
Gene: pros
Product: prospero
Exons: 8
Coding region: 1517-5065 (1182 amino acids)
Biological process (GO): regulation of transcription by RNA polymerase II
Cellular component (GO): nucleus
Molecular function (GO): DNA-binding transcription factor activity, RNA polymerase II-specific; RNA polymerase II cis-regulatory region sequence-specific DNA binding
Source: RefSeq, a predicted model, not a curated record